Molecule: messenger RNA, 4161 nt
Organism: Alexandromys fortis (reed vole)
Lineage: Eukaryota; Metazoa; Chordata; Mammalia; Rodentia; Cricetidae
Gene: Pik3r2
Product: phosphoinositide-3-kinase regulatory subunit 2
Exons: 15
Coding region: 1520-3685 (721 amino acids)
Biological process (GO): phosphatidylinositol phosphate biosynthetic process; insulin receptor signaling pathway
Cellular component (GO): phosphatidylinositol 3-kinase complex
Molecular function (GO): 1-phosphatidylinositol-3-kinase regulator activity; protein binding
Source: RefSeq, a predicted model, not a curated record
AAUUUAAUUGUUCAAUUAGCAAGUAAGUUCAUCUGUCUAUAUUUUCUCUUAAGGUAUAUUUAAUUUAUAUGUGCACCAUUUGCGUGCAAAUCCCAGUCCCAGAAACACCAGAAGAGGGCGUCGGGUCCUCCAAUUACAAGCGGCUGGUAUUUACUUGGGUGUAAGGAACUGAGACCGGGUACUUUGAAAGAGCAGCGAGCACCUAACCGCUGAAACCUCGCUGCAACCCCCUGCCUCUAUUUUCUACCCUGGUCUUUGGGCUGAGCAAGUAAAGUACUCCCUCCGAAAUAAGGCGAACAAGCUCGGCUACUUCCGGUGCUCCUGCAAAUAAUCGCUCUUAGCCAAGCCAACUGCCAGCGCCUGUCGCUAUUUCCGGAAACAACCGUGCUUCCGGGCUUUGGGCCACGGCGUUCUCGCGUGUGUUGGGCUGCAGACUCUUCGGCUGUUUCCGGACGCCGAGGGUUGCCAUGAGAGCGCCUUCGCCUUUCACUCCUUCCAUCGUCCGCCUAACUCGUCCGGUAGACCCGAACUGCUUCGGCACCUUCCGGAAGCCGUCGGUAUCCCCCGAGUGUCAACUCCCUAGACUUGUAUUUGAGGUCGUUCGGUUCUUUCCAGAUACGCUCCGCGGUGUUGCAGCUUCACAACUUCGUAAAAAACAAACCCGCUGUCAUAGUUCGGCUCUUCGGAACGGCUCAGGUGUCUCUGGACUGAGUCCGGCCCUCCGGCUUCGGAGCGAGCGCUCGCUGUCCCCGCCGGGCUGCGCCUGGUUGUUCUCGGGAUCCUCUUACUUUCGAAUGUUUCCGUAUCCCCCUCGAAAGCCUCCCUACUAGCCCCGCAGCCCCUCGAACGCUCUCCCGACUCGGUCGCUCUCGGCCGUUUCCGGCCACCCUCGGCUGUCUCGUGGCAAACGGCAGCCGACCAUUCCCGCGGGAGUACGUUCGGCUGUUUCCGGAAGCAUACCCGCGUGCCUCGGUGUUCGGGCUCCACCUCGGUAAGGGGUGGGAGGGGAGGACUGCCCUCCCGGCCCGAAUGCGCUCGGCUAUUUCCGCCCGGGGGGCGGGCCCGGCGGCUUGGAACCGCGGCGACGGCGGCUGACGCAGGGAUCCCGCGGCUGCGGCGGCGGUGGUAGCGACGGCGGCCGUGACUGGGCUGGCAUCCCUGGCUGAGCAUGGUAGCAGCCUGUGGCCUGGGUUUCCUCAUCUGGUGUCAGACAUACCCUGAAGAGCUAGCAAGCUUGGGCACCCACGGCUCAGCUCAUGACAGCGUGAUCUGCCUGCCCCAGCCUGGCCAUCUCAUGGGGGACACAAGCUGAGUGAUCUGAGAAAACACCAAAGACAGCCUUGCGCAGGUGACUAAAUGGUGGACUCUGUGACAAGUGACGAGGCAUGAGCGGCCCCAAGGCCGCCUGUGACUUCUGAAGUAGAGGUCUUGUGAGCCUACCACACCGGCUGCCCCAGCCCAUGGGGCCCUGGGAGCCUCCGGGAGCCACGUGACUGUCCAGACCCCACCAGGCCCAGCUAUGGCGGGCGCUGAGGGCUUCCAGUACAGGGCUGUGUACCCAUUCCGCCGGGAGCGGCCCGAGGACCUGGAGCUAUUGCCUGGAGACCUACUGGUGGUGAGCCGGGGGGCCCUACAAGCCCUGGGCGUGGUGGAUGGAGGGGAGCGCUGCCCACACAACGUGGGCUGGAUGCCUGGCUUCAAUGAGCGUACCCGGCAGCGAGGGGACUUCCCUGGAACAUAUGUGGAGUUCCUAGGACCUGUCGCUCUGGCUCGACCAGGACCUCGCCCACGAGGCCCCCGUCCAUUGCCUGCCAGGCCCUUGGAUGGGCCCUCCGAGUCAGGUGUUGCACUGGCAGACCUGGCAGAGCAGUUCUCCCCACCUGAGCCUGCUCCGCCCAUUCUGGUCAAGCUGAUAGAGGCCGUUGAGCAAGCAGGGCUGGACAGUGAGUGCUACAGUAGACCAGAGCUGCCUGCACCUCGGACAGACUGGUCCUUGAGUGACGUGGAGCAGUGGGACCGCACCACCUUGUGUGAUGCCGUGAAGGGCUUCCUGCUGGCAUUGCCUACAGCUGUUGUGACUCCUGAGGCUGCGGCAGAGGCGCACCGGGCACUGCAGGAGGCUGCAGGGCCCGUGGGGCCGGUGCUGGAACCCCCAACACUACCGCUGCACCAGGCACUCACGCUGCGGUUCCUGCUGCAGCACCUGGGCCGUGUGGCCCGCAGAGCUCCCGCACAGGCCGCAGCCAUCCACUCUCUCGCUAGCGCCUUUGGGCCACUGUUACUGCGUACACCUCCGCCAGGGAGUGACAUUGAUGGGAGUGAGCUUGGGCCUGACUUCCCAGGGCUGCUGUUGGGGAGGCUGCUGCAGGAACACGUGGACGAGCAGGAUGCUGCCCCCCCAGCACUGCCACCCAAGCCCUCUAAGGCCAAGCCGGCCCCCACAGCCCUGGCCAACGGAGGAAACCCACCGUCGCUUCAGGAUGCAGAGUGGUACUGGGGAGACAUCUCCAGGGAAGAGGUGAAUGAGAGGCUCCGGGACACGCCUGAUGGCACCUUCUUGGUCCGGGAUGCAUCCAGCAAGAUCCAAGGAGAGUACACGCUCACCCUCAGGAAAGGCGGGAACAACAAGCUGAUCAAAGUCUUCCACCGGGAUGGUCACUACGGCUUCUCGGAGCCCCUCACCUUCUGCUCCGUGGUAGAGCUCAUCUCUCACUACCGCCACGAGUCGCUGGCCCAGUAUAACGCCAAGCUGGACACGCGCCUGCUCUACCCUGUGUCCAAGUACCAGCAGGACCAGGUGGUGAAGGAGGACAGCGUGGAGGCUGUGGGCGCGCAGCUCAAAGUCUACCACCAGCAGUACCAGGACAAGAGCCGCGAGUACGACCAGCUGUAUGAGGAAUACACACGAACUUCCCAGGAGCUUCAGAUGAAGCGCACAGCCAUAGAGGCCUUCAAUGAGACCAUCAAGAUCUUCGAAGAACAGGGCCAGACGCAGGAAAAGUGCAGCAAGGAGUAUUUGGAGCGCUUCCGGCGUGAGGGCAAUGAGAAGGAGAUGCAGAGGAUCUUGCUGAACUCAGAGCGACUCAAGUCUCGCAUUGCGGAGAUCCAUGAGAGUCGCACGAAGCUGGAACAGGACCUGCGAGCACAGGCCUCGGACAACCGAGAGAUCGACAAGCGCAUGAACAGCCUCAAACCCGAUCUCAUGCAGCUACGCAAGAUCCGGGACCAGUACCUUGUGUGGCUCACCCAGAAAGGUGCCCGACAGAGGAAGAUCAACGAGUGGCUGGGAAUCAAGAACGAGACUGAGGACCAGUAUUCACUGAUGGAGGAUGAGGACACCCUCCCCCACCACGAGGAACGCACGUGGUACGUGGGCAAGAUCAACCGCACACAGGCAGAGGAGAUGCUGAGUGGCAAAAGGGACGGGACCUUCCUCAUCCGGGAGAGCAGCCAGCGUGGCUGUUACGCAUGCUCCGUGGUGGUGGACGGCGAUACCAAGCACUGCGUCAUCUACCGCACGGCCACAGGCUUCGGCUUCGCGGAACCCUACAACCUGUAUGCGUCCCUGAAGGAGCUGGUGCUGCACUACCAGCACGCGUCGCUUGUGCAGCACAACGACGCACUCACCGUCACCCUUGCGCACCCGGUGCGCGCACCCGGGCCUGGCCCGCCUACGGCCCGCUGAGAAACCCCCACUCCACUCGCCUGCCCUGUCUUCGCCCUGUCCCUCUCAGCCGCACUGCCGUGUUUACAGAGGCUGCGGGGCCUCCACCUGGGUGCCCCGAGAUUUUCAAGCCAUAUCCCCGGGGCCAGGGCAGGAAGGAACUGCGCUGGGCUGUUUCCAGGAAUUUAGCCUGGACACUCGGGGCCGGGCGGGACCCGCCCCACAGACCCCAACUUCCCCUCUAAAGGUCGAAGUGAAACCAGCGGCAGGGGAUUACCCCACAGCUGCAAAGUUCUCCUUCCAGAAGGCAGAAUUAGAACUCAACUGCCCGGCCCUGCCCAGGCCCCCCGCGCUGUUCUCCAACUGUGCAAUCUCCUCCUCUUUGAGACAAGGACCCUGGGUGUCACUGCCCUUGGACCCCAUACCUGCCCAGGGCUGACGGGGAACGGGUUUUGUACGGUACGUUUAUUGAUACGAAUAUGAAACAUUGUACCUGU